This is a messenger RNA of Monopterus albus (swamp eel), 1590 nucleotides long. RefSeq lists its product as uncharacterized. The record is from RefSeq and is a predicted model, not a curated record. NCBI's taxonomy places the organism in Eukaryota, Metazoa, Chordata, Actinopteri, Synbranchiformes, Synbranchidae.
AGCAAAUUUGGGUUUGCAAGCACUGCAGCUCUUCAAGUCUUUGAUGGCACAGACACCAAUGUGGAAGAGGACAUCUUCCAAGAACUGAUUGAAGCCAAUCCACAUUUAUGUUUAACUGUUAAAUGUCUGGAAGAAGUUUCUGCUGGCCUGCCAGAGGUGAAUUCACCAACAAGAUCCUCGACCCCCAGCACAUGCACUGAUAUUCCUUCAGUUUCUUCAACUGACCAUGAUGAGGCAGACAGAGUGGACAGGCAUUUUCUACGGGAUAGCAGUAGAGGGACCUUGAAUGCUGAAAAGACAAAACGGAUUCUCCAAGGUGCCCUGGAAAACCAAUCUGGUGGUGAGGAAGUCUUUGAAGAAUACCAGGCAACUAAAACUUUGAAGAACAGGACCAGACGCCAACUUGUCAAUAUUGUUGUCAGUCACAUGACCGAGACUUACGGGAGGAUCCCCACCCGCAAACAGCAUGAGACUUAUGCUUUAAGAAUCGUUACUUUCUUUCCUUCUUUGAGAGACCCAUUUUCAGCAAAGGGCUAUGAACAUUUCUACGAUCCAGAGAAGGGGACGGGGUUUAUCUCUUGGUGCCUUAAAACUUUGUCAAGGAAGAACCCAAAACUUGCUUUCUCUGAGAUUUCUGAAACAGGAGGACCACGUCGCCGUAGAAGAGUAGACGAUGGAGAACAGCUUGAAGGAGAUGCAUGCAGGGAGGCAAUUACUUUCCUUGUCCACACAGCCGAUGAAGCUGAAGUUAUGCAAAAGAUGAGGGAAACCUUUAAGCAUAGACAAGAACUUGUACACAACCCCAGAAGAUCAGCUGAAGUGCUUAAGGUGUUCCCAAGAUUUUUGGAUGUGAAAGCAUUGGUAAAUCAAGACUUUGGUCUGCUUUUCGACGCUGAUACAUCCAAUAGGUUGCUUGAGAGGUGGGAGACGGCUUUCAAGCCUAAGAUCAUCAGUGAAGCGAAAUGUCUUACUUCAACAGCAGAAAUUCAGUGUCUGCUCAAUUCAGCAGUGGGACACGGAUCUGAAAAUGAUUGGGACAGUGAUAUGUCUUCUGUCCUGCUGCUGUUGCAUCUUCUGCCACCUUCUCCUGGGAGGAAGAGGACUAGGAUCAGUCUAACAGAGGCUAUUGAAAGACUUGUGCAUUUUCAUAAGUCUUGCACCAGUAUUGAAGGCCUUCUCAAUGGAAGAGAAGGCCACCAGCCAUACCUACUUGGAUCAGGAAGGAUGAAGGGCAGAAUUGACAAAUUCUACAUGGUUGUGGACAAGCAGCUCGUCCCUUGCGCAGGAACCAGCUCUUUGAGUGCUGUAGAUGAACUCUUCAAAGUCAACUAUGUGUUCAACUUGUCAUAUGAGGAAGCCCUUGUCAACAUCUUCACCUUCUUGCAGACUACAGUCUACAACAUCGAUGUUGGUAUUACCGCGCGGAGUUGGAAACACUUGGAAUAUGCCUGGGAAAACCAAGUACAACCUCGUUGAUGAUGGACAUGAUUUGAGGAUCCCGCUGCACAACGAGGAAGCAUUCCAGCAUGGGAUCAACUUCGAGGCGAAGUACAUCGGCAGCCUCGAUGUGGCGCGGCCGAGCAGCCGGGC